Molecule: messenger RNA, 3515 nt
Organism: Symphalangus syndactylus (siamang)
Lineage: Eukaryota; Metazoa; Chordata; Mammalia; Primates; Hylobatidae
Gene: CCR9
Product: C-C motif chemokine receptor 9
Biological process (GO): calcium-mediated signaling; G protein-coupled receptor signaling pathway; immune response
Cellular component (GO): membrane; external side of plasma membrane
Molecular function (GO): C-C chemokine receptor activity; C-C chemokine binding
Source: RefSeq, a predicted model, not a curated record
AGAGUCUUGCUCUGUCACCCAGGCUGGAGUGCAGUGGUGCAAUCUUGGCUCACUGCAACCUCUGCCUCCCAGAUUCAAGUGAUCCUCCUGCCUCAGCCUCCCGAGUAGCUGAGACUAUAGGCGCACACCACCACACCUGGCUAAUUUUUUGUAUUUUUAUAGAAACAGGGUUUCACCAUGUUGGCCAGACUGGUCUCGAACUCCCAACCUCAAGUGAUCUACCCACCUUGGCCUCCCAAAGUGCUGGGAUUAUAGGUGUAAGCCACCAUGCCCAGCCACCUACCCUUCUCUCUCUCUAUUGCCAGGAAGUCAGUGAUUCUGCUUUCCAUCAGUAUAGAUUAGUUUGCAUUAUCGAGAGUUUUAUACAAGUGAAAUCAUACAGUAUGAACUCCCUUUGGUCUGGCUACUUGGCAUAAUUUUUUGGAGACUUGCCCAUGUUGCUAUAUGAUCGGUCAUUCAUUCCCCAUUCCAUUGGAUGGAUAUUUCACAGUUAACUUAUCCAUUUACUACUUGAUGGACAUUUAGGCUGUUAGCAGUUUUUGGCUACUACAGAGUAAAGCUGUAAUGAACAUUCACAUACUGGUCUUUAUGGGGACAUAUACUUACAAUUUUCUCGGGUGAAUACUUAGGAGUGGGAUGACUGGAUCACAUGGUGAGUGCAUGUAUAACUUCUUAAGAAACUGCCAGUUUUCCAAAGUGGUUUUACCACACAUUAUGCAUUGGAAACGACUGUACUUUCAGAAAAGCAGGGUGGGGUCACGAUGUUAUUAUGGAAAGGAAGCCAACAGGUUGGGACCGGAUUUAUGAAAGAGACUAUUUUUUUCGAGAACCUUGGGGUGUGAUGCUGGACAGGUUUCCUUGAAAUGUACUUGCCAAGGGUAUAAAAGGAAAUGCCCCAGCUCAGGCACAGACUCCGUCCUCGAAGGCAGUCAAGCUGUUGUUUCUUUGGUUAUGUAGGGGUGGGCUUUAAAGAAAUUCAAAACACAUGAAAAUGACAACUCGAGAUUUAUUUCAGUCAGUUCCGAGGCCCUGUGCAUUAGGGAACUAGAACUCAUUUUCUUUAGUACACAAACCUAGGACUUCCUUUUCCUGCUGAAGUCAGGGUAAAGAGGAGAAAGGAACGGGCUUGCAUCUGACUGACCCACCAUGACACCCACAGACUUCACAAGCCCUAUUCCUAACAUGGCUGAUGACUAUGGCUCUGAAUCCACAUCUUCCAUGGAAGACUACGUUAACUUCAACUUCACUGACUUCUACUGUGAGAAAAACAAUGUCAGGCAGUUUGCGAGCCAUUUUCUCCCACCCUUGUACUGGCUCGUGUUCAUCGUGGGUGCCUUGGGCAACAGUCUGGUCAUCCUUGUCUACUGGUACUGCACAAGAGUGAAGACCAUGACCGACAUGUUCCUUUUGAAUUUGGCAAUUGCUGACCUCCUCUUUCUUGUCACUCUUCCCUUCUGGGCCAUUGCCGCUGCUGACCAGUGGAAGUUCCAGACCUUCAUGUGCAAAGUGGUCAACAGCAUGUACAAGAUGAACUUCUACAGCUGUGUGUUGCUGAUCAUGUGCAUCAGCGUGGACAGGUACAUCGCCAUUGCCCAGGCCAUGAGAGCACAUACUUGGAGGGAGAAAAGGCUUCUGUACAGCAAAAUGGUUUGCUUUACCAUCUGGGUAUUGGCAGCUGCGCUCUGCAUCCCAGAAAUCUUAUACAGCCAAAUCAAGGAGGAAUCCGGCAUUGCUAUCUGCACCAUGGUUUACCCUAGCGAUGAGAGCACCAAACUGAAGUCAGCUGUCUUGACCCUGAAGGUCAUUCUGGGGUUCUUCCUUCCCUUCGUGGUCAUGGUUUGCUGCUACACCAUCAUCAUUCAUACCCUGAUACAAGCCAAGAAGUCGUCCAAGCACAAGGCCCUAAAAGUGACCAUCACUGUCCUGACCGUCUUUGUCUUGUCUCAGUUUCCCUACAACUGCAUUUUGUUAGUGCAGACCAUUGACGCCUAUGCCAUGUUCAUCUCCAACUGUGCCGUUUCCACUAACAUUGACAUCUGCUUCCAGGUCACCCAGACCAUUGCCUUCUUCCACAGUUGCCUGAACCCUGUUCUCUAUGUUUUUGUGGGUGAGAGAUUCCGCCGGGAUCUUGUGAAAACCCUGAAGAACUUGGGUUGCAUCAGCCAGGCCCAGUGGGUUUCAUUUACAAGGAGAGAGGGAAGCUUGAAGCUGUCAUCUAUGUUGCUGGAGACAACCUCAGGAGCACUCUCCCUCUGAGGGGUCUUCUCUGAGGUGCAUGGUUCUUUUGGAAGAAAUGAGAAAUACAGAAACAGUUUCCCCACUGAUGGGACCAGAGAGAGUGAAAGAGAAAAGAAAACUCAGAAAGGGAUGAAUCUGAACAAUAUGAUUACUUGUAGUCAGAAUUUGCCAAAGCAAAUAUUUCAAAAUCAACUGACUAGUCCAGGAGGCUGUUGAUUGGCUCUUGACUGUGAUGCCUGCAAUUCUCAAAGGAGGAAUAAGGACCAGCACUGUGGAGCACCCUGGCUUUGCCACUCGCCGGAGCAUCAAUGCCGCUGCCUCUGGAGGAGCCCUUGGAUUUUCUCCAUGCACUGGGAGCUUCUGUGGCUUCAGUUCUCAUGCUGCCUCUUCCAAAAGGGGACACAGAAGCACUGGCUACUGCUACAGACAACAAAAGCGGUGAAAAUGUCCAUCUUUGGGAAAUUUUCUACCCUGCUCUUGAGCCUGAUAACCCAUGCCAGGUCUUAUAGAUUCCUGAUCUAGAACCUUUCCAGGCAAUCUCACACCUAAUUUCCUUCUGUUCUCCUUAUUCUGUUCUGGGCCAGUGAAGGUUCUUGUUCUGAUUUUGAAACGAUCUGCAGGUCUGGCCAGUGAACCCCUGGACAACUGGCCUCAUCCACAAGGCAUCCAAAGUCUGUUGGCUUUCAAUCCAUUUCUGUGUCCUCCUGGAGGUUUUGACCUAGACAAGGAUUCCACUUAUUCCUUGGUAUGGUGACAGUGUCCUUCCAUGGCAUAAGCAGGGAGAUUAUAAUGGCUGGGUUCGCAAGAGCCAGCCUUGGCCCUGUUGUAGGCUUGUUCUGUUGAGUGGCACUUGCUUUGGGUCCACCGUCUGCUCCCUAGAAAAUGGGCUGGUUCUCUUGGCCCUCUUCUUUCUGAGGCCCACUUUAUUCUGAGGAAUAAAGUGAACAGACAUGGGCAGCAGCCAGGGAGGGCAAAGGGGUGAAGCACAGGCCUUGCUGGAAGGCUGUUUACUUCCAUGCUUCUCCUUUUCUUACUCUAUGGUGGCAACAUUUUAAAAGCUUUUAACUUAGAGAUUAGGCUGAAAAAAGUAAGUAAUGGAAUUCACCUUUGCAUCUUUUGUGUCUUUCUUUUCAUGAUUUGGCAAAAUGUAUCACCUUUGAAAAUAUUUCACAUAUUGGAAAAGUGCUUUUUAAUGUGUAUAUGAAUUACUUGUCACUUUCUUUACCCUGUCUCAAUAUUUUAAGUGUGUGCAAUUAAAGAUCAAAUAGAUACAUUAA